Molecule: messenger RNA, 2140 nt
Organism: Neltuma alba
Lineage: Eukaryota; Viridiplantae; Streptophyta; Magnoliopsida; Fabales; Fabaceae
Product: L-gulonolactone oxidase 3
Exons: 7
Coding region: 84-1796 (570 amino acids)
Biological process (GO): protein folding in endoplasmic reticulum
Cellular component (GO): EMC complex
Molecular function (GO): FAD binding
Source: RefSeq, a predicted model, not a curated record
CACAUGUAAUUAUAUAUGAUGAGCCAAAGCAAAAGGCUUCAUCCCCACCAAACCAAGUUCCAGUCCUGAAUAUCCUCUGCAAAAUGCGAAACCAUUUGUGCCUUUUCUCUCUCAUCCUCACUCUCCUCUCUCUCUCUCAUGCUCUCACUCCGUCUUCUCCUCUCCAUUGCGACCAACAUGGCUGUACUAUUCUCAACUCCUAUGGCGCCUGGCCUGAUCGAGCUUCUUGCCACGCGCUUAACGUCACUUACCCCACCACCGAGCAAGAGCUUCGCCUCGCCGUCGCUUACGCCAAUCGCAACAAUCUUAAGGUGAAGGUCGUCACCAAAUUCUCCCACACCAUUCCCAAGUUGGCUUGCCCUUCCGCCGAUAAUACUCUUCUCAUCAGCACCGAGAAGUAUAGUUCGGGCAUUGAAAUUGAUGCCGCUGAUUUGGUUGUGACCGCGGAUUCCGGGGUGCCGCUUCGUGAUUUGAUCGAUAGAGUGGAGGAGAAUGGGUUCAGCUUGGUGGCUGCGCCGUAUUGGGAGGGUGUGACGGUGGCUGGGCUGAUUACCACCGGCGCCCAUGGCAGUUCGUGGUGGGGCAAUGGAGGGGCUGUUCACGAUCAUGUUAUCGGGAUUAGCAUCGUUGUUCCUGCUUCCAAAUCUGAAGGCUACGCCAAGAUUUUGACGCUGGAACGACACGAUCCUCUCCUUAAUGCUGCCAAAUUAUCACUGGGAAUGCUGGGUGCCAUCUCCAAGGUGAAGCUAUCAAUAGAGCAUAGGUUCAAGCGACGCAUAACGUACAAUUUUACUGAUGAUGCUAAUAUGGAAGAUGGAUACAUGGAGCAUGCAAAUAAGUAUGAAUUUGCAGAUAUCACUUGGUAUCCUUCGAAGCAUACAGCUGUAUACAGAUAUGAUUCCAGGGUUCCCUUAAAUGUCUCCGGUGAUGGCGUAUAUGACUUUAUUGGAUUUCAACCCAAUUCUAUGUUGGUCUCCAAAUCCAUCAGAGGAAUAGCUUUGUCAGUUUUCAAAGUAUAUAUUGGCGGAUUCAUUUAUAUAAAAUUUUUCAUUGUCUAUAUCAUUGAUACUGUAACUGGCCGCAUAUUGCAUCGCAUGACUCAUCAGGGUUGUCAGGGUCCUGUUCAUGCUGUAUUCAGCGAAAACUGGGUUGUGUACCACUAUUUUAAUCUCAGAGCGCACAGAUAUGAGAUGUCUGUUGUUGAAGUCUAUGAUCAAUCUCGAGCGGAUAACAAAGACGUUUGGAAGCUUAUUCUUGGAAAGCAUAAUCUUACAUCACCUGUCUCUUCAUACUCUAGACCAGAAGUCAUAGCUAAAUCGCAAUCAUACUUCUUUACCCAUUCUGUGAAAGCAAUGGAAGUGACUUCAACUGUAAAGGGCAUAACCUCCCAACAGCUUCUUAUUGGAACUAUUGGUGAUCAGGUUUUGGCCCUUGAUAAACGUUAUUUGGACCCUAGGCGAACAGUCAAUCCCUCACAAGCGGAGAAAGAAGAAGGAAUUAUUCCUCUUACUGAUUCAUUACCAAUUAUUUCUCAGUCCUACAUUACGCAUUCCCUUAAAGUGGAAGGUCUCCGACGAAUAAUAACAGUACCUGCCAAGUUGGAGUCUACAUCACUGGUCUUUGCCUAUGGAGUAGAUCUGUUCUUUACUCGGAUAGCUCCUUCAAGAACUUACGAUUCAUUAACCGAAGAUUUCAACUAUGCGCUACUUCUCAUUACAAUUGUUGCACUUGUAGCAGCAAUUUUUGUUACUUGGGUAUUAUCAGAGAGGAAAGAACUACAAGAUAAGUGGAGGUGAUUAUGUCGUAAUUUUUUCCCAGAAUUUCUUUAACUUUGAACAUUUGGCAGGUCUUACCCGGCUUUUUUCCCGCAAGUUAAAAUCAGGAGGCACACUUGAAAGUUGUAGCUCUUAUUGCUAUUUUUAAUGUAAAAUUACAUUAAUUUAGGAUGAUUGGAGGAUGUUACUUUAAAUGUUGUAAAUUUAGUUCUAUGGAAUAGGGUCAGACUCAAGGCUACUUACAAUGUGAAAGUACAGUGGAUUGCAGCUGGCGGUACACUCUAUCCCCUUUUCUGCAUGCAAUGCCUCAUUUGACGAUCAAAAUGGGUUUUGGUUUAAGAGAAUGUUAUGGACUUUUUUGUCAA